This is a messenger RNA of Cyclopterus lumpus (lumpfish), 588 nucleotides long. RefSeq names its product transmembrane protein 138-like. The transcript is spliced from 5 exons. The record is from RefSeq and is a predicted model, not a curated record. NCBI's taxonomy places the organism in Eukaryota, Metazoa, Chordata, Actinopteri, Perciformes, Cyclopteridae. Bases 1 to 588 code for a protein of 195 amino acids. Gene Ontology annotation, cellular component: cilium.
AUGGAGCCCUACUGCCGUCGCGUGUGCGAGUGCAGUGCAGCCUUGGAUCCGGCGUGGAACCGCAACAGUCCGCCCGGGCGCCCAGCCUUCGGGCCGGAGACGCUCCAGACGAGCAACUACUCUCUGGUGCUACUGAUCCAGCUCAGCCUGCUCUCCUUCGACCUCUUCGUGAACUCCUUCAGCGAGCUGCUGAGGGACGAGCAGGCGGUCCAGCUGGUGCUUUUCAUAAUCCAGGACAUCGGCAUCCUGUUCAACCUGAUCAUCAUUCUGCUGAUGCUGUUUAACACCUACGUGUUCCAGAUCGGCCUGGUCGCCAUAUUGCUGGAGCGGUUUAGAGCUGCGUUAAUGCUCUCUGCCCUCUACUUGACCUUCAGCAUCAUACUCCACUCCUGGCUCAUGAAUCUACGUUGGCUGAAAACCAACAGGUUUAUUUGGACGGACGGCCUUCAGGUGCUGUUUGUGUUCCAACGAGUCGCCUCCGUGUUGUACUACUACUUGUACAAGAGGACGUCGGAGUACCUGGGGGACCCUCGGCUCUACGAGGACUCGCCGUGGCUCCGGGAACUGUUCGCUCGGGUCAGACAGUGA